CCAGUGGUCUAGGGGGCCCAUUGAAAUGACAGCCAACACAGAUUGAAGUCAGUGGAAGUUGCCCAAGCAACCACAGGCGCGGGGACGGGGAGGAGGAAAUUCUCAUUCCCUGGGCGAGAUUUCUAUGGUCUGGAUAUAUGGCAUUUCCUGUCAGUGUAAAUAGACCGAAGGGUUGACAUGGCUGCUGGACAAUGCAUGAUUGUUUUAAACUGAAAAAACAAAGGAGCAUCAAAGAAAUAUCCUCCAUGCGAGGACCAUUAUUCUGUACAAAUGAAUGCGGCGGUGGGUAGGUCAUUGUGUUAGCGAGCUAACAUGGACCUAGGAUCAAUGUUGUACAACAAUUUGAAAGAUGUUACAUGGAGCACGACGACCCUGUCCCUGGAUCGACUUGUCAGUGCCUACAGACUACCGCAGAUUGUUAAAUUGGACGUUGGGCAGACGGUGGAAGGCCUGCGUGAGAAUGACUACCUCUUGAUUCACUCGUGUCGGCAGUGGACCACAGUCACCGCCCAUAGCCUGGAGGAGGGCCAUUAUGUCAUCGGGCCCAAAAUCGAGAUCCCGGUCCAUUAUGAGGGCCAGUUCAAGUUGCUGGAGCAGGACCGUGACAUCAAGGAGCCUGUGCAGUACUUCAACAGUGUGGAGGAGGUGGCCAAGGCCUUUCCCGAGCGCGUCUACGUCAUGGAGGAAAUCACUUUCAAUGUCAAGAUGGCGUCGGGCGAGUGCAACGAGGACACGGAGGUGUACAACAUCACGCUGAGCACGGGCGACGAGCUGACCCUGAUGGGCCAGGCCGAGAUCCUGUACGCCAAGACGGCGCGCGAGAAGUCGCGCUUCAACACCAUCCUCAAGCGCAUCGGCAAGCUGAACUCGCUGGGCAAGCUGGGCCGCGGCAAGAUGCCCUGCCUCAUCUGCAUGAACCACCGCACCAACGAGAGCAUCAGCCUGCCCUUUCAGUGCAAAGGCCGCUUCAGCACCUGCUCGCCGCUGGAGCUGCAGAUGCAGGAGGGCGAGCACACCAUCCGCACCAUCGUGGAGAAGACGCGGCUGCCGGUGAACGUCACGGUGCCCAGCGGGCCGCCGCGCAACCAGCACGACCUGCACCUGAUCCGCGAGGGCCACCGCUACAAGCUGGUCAACAUCCAGACCAAGACGGUGGUGGUGUGCUGCGCGCUGCGGGCCAACAAGGUGCUGCCCGUGCACUUCCCGCUGUCCCAGCAGCACCACCACCACCACCUGGCCACCUCCUCCUCCUCCUCCACCCAGCCCCCGCCGCCGCCGCCGCUGCUGCUGCCCCGCCUGCUGCUGCCCGAGGGCCUCAUACAGGGGGAGCCCUGGCUGGAGACGGUGGUGCACCGCUGGUUCGCCUACUGCCAGGAGCAGUUCAACAUCGACGACUACUCCCGGGCGGUGAGGGACGUGCGGGUGGACUGGAGCGAGGAAGGGAAGAGCCCCAAGAAGGGCUCCCAGGGAGGGGGGGUGGUGGUAGGCGGUACGGGUGGAGGUGGUGGUGGUAUUGGUGGUGGUGGUGGAGGAGGAGGCAGCAUUGGCAAUGUCGGAGGUGGCGGGUUACUCGGAGGAGGUGGCAGCGGAGUCGUCGUCGGAGGCGGGGGUGUUGGGAGCAACGGGUGCCCGGGACACGUUCACCACCACCUGCCCAGCUCGCUCAGCUCCGCCCGCGACGAGCUCACCCAGUCCUUCCACCGCCUGUCCGUCUGCGUCUACGGCAACAACCUCCACGGCAACAGCGAGGUCAUCCUGCAGGGCUGCGUGAGCCUGUGCAGCGACUACGCCCCCCCUCCCCCAUCCUCCUUGGACUCCCCCGACACAGACUACCUACUGCCAGAGCUGGGGGACAUCAGCCCCACUGGCUCCAGUGGCCACAACAAGCCUGACGUGCCCUACGAGGAGCUGUGGCUGGAACACACAAUGAAGAGUCUGGCCCAGAGGACUACGGUACCGCUGCCCAUAGCCACCACAACGGAACUCUGCCACAGCGCGGCCAUUGUCAGGGGCAACAGUAGCGUUGGCGUUGGUGUUGGCGUGCCACCGGUGCUGACGUAUCCCGUGGUGGUGGGAAACCCAGCUGCCUGCACCCUGCUAAGCUCAGACCUCAGUCUACCUCCGCCCCCUGUGCCUCCCAAGUCUGAAGCUGUGAAGGAAGAGUGCCGGCUCCUGAACGCCCCGCCCAUCCCUCCUCGGAGCUCCAAGCAGCAGGGUGGUGGUGUUGUUGGUGGGGGCGUCCUCUCCUGCCCCACCCCGGUCUCGGCCCCCCUGCCCCCGGUCAAACCCCGCCAGCAGGACACGCGCUCCCCCAGCCCCACGCUCUCCUACUACUCCUCUGGCCUGCACAACAUCAGCAGUGGCGAUAAGGAGGGGGGCUGUGAUGGCGACGACCCAGCCCAGCUGUGCUACCCCUGUCCCUGGCUGCGUCCGGGCGAGAGCCCCUCCUCCACCACCACCACCACCACCACGAGUGGCACGAGUGGUACCCGGCUGUGCCUGACGCCGCUGGACGCCGCGCUGCCCUCGCGCCUCUCCUGGCCUACCGACUUCUGCAGCGGAGCUGGGGGCGACUGCCACUCCUCCUCGUCCUCCUCGACCGACUUCGCCUCCGUCCACUGCUCCGUCCGCAGCUACUCCAGCUACCCCCGCAAGCGCACGCCCAGCACCCCCAAGGCCUCCUCCUCUGGCCCCCUGGACUUGGACGGGACCCACCGAGGAGGUGGAGGGCUAGGAGGUGGAGGGGAGGCGUCCUUGUCCUCCUCCUCCAGGUCCCCUCUGCUGUGCCGCGUGGGCCAGUUCCACACCAAGUCCACCAGCUACACCAUGGAGCUGAGCAGGGACGAGGAUGGCGGCAAGCCCAUCGAGCAGCAGUGCGACCGGGCCAAGCAGAGCCAGUCCUGCCCCAGCCUGCCGCCCAGGACACCCAAGCAGCCCACUAGCGAAUUACUGCUAGCGGCCCGCGGCAAGGACACGGACAUCGCUGCUAUCGCCAUGGCCUCAGCAGCAGUAGCAGCAUCAGUACCACAAGCAGUGUCGUCGUCCUCAGCAGAAGCAGCAGCCUCGUCAUCGUCAGACAUGACUGAAGUGUUGGACUCUGCUGCAGAAAGCUCUUUAGAACAGCAGCAGUUGUCCACAGCCAGCGGUGAAGUAUUCUCCAUCUCGUAUCCACACACAGACACUACAGACUCGGGGGCGUCGGAGUCAGAGUCGUCGUGGCGACCGCCCACCAACCUAUCAGGGCUGUCCAUCGAGGAGGUGUCGCACUCGCUGCACUUCAUCGGCCUGGCGGAGGACGUGGUGGCGCUGUUUGUGCGCGAGAAGAUCGACGGCAACCUCCUCACGCAGCUGACCGAGGAGAUCCUCUCAGAGGACUUCAAGCUCACAAAACUCCAGGUCAAGAAACUCUUGCAGUUCAUUGGUGGCUGGAGGCCGAAAAUGUAAUAAUAAUAAUUAUAAUAAUGUUUAUGAUGAUAAUAAUAAUAAUGAAAAAUAAUAAUAUACUCGAACAAAAACGAAAGACAAAAAAAAAAACCUUACGAAACUUGUUUGUGCAUGGCACAUGAACAUGUGCCACAACUGACGGUACUUUGGCCUUGCGUGUGGUUGCCCAGACAGUUUUGUACCUAAACACUAUGCACAUUCAGUGGCCUUAAAGUGGUGGCCAUUUUGUGUAAUAUAGCCUACAUGACUUAUAUACAGUAUGUAUAUAUUAUAUGGGGUGCUUUUACUUUUUAUGUUUUAAGUAUACAGUAUGUCUGUAUGAUAACGGUAUGUAUCUUUGUCAAACUCCCUUCUCUAACCCCCCCCCCCGGUAGGGACGUGCACAAUGGAAAGAAAACACUACUUUUGCUCAAAACCCCAAAGCCUUUUAUCUCAUGAAGCUGAAUUGAUAUUGAUGUACACAAAAACAAUCAUGGAUGACACUAGAACAAGGAUUGCAAAGAUUGUUUGUUUUGACGAGGUGAAGUCUGCUUACGAUGACCGAUUGUUGUACAGUUGUAAAAAAAAGAAAAGAAAACAGAACAGUGUAAUGUAACUGUAUGAAGUAUCUGCAUUUCUCCUUCCCUACCCUUUACCUUAAAGCAGUACCACACUGUUUCUGGAAAAAAAGCUAAUUUUACACCUCCUCUUCAGGUUUUAACCUUUCACCUUUCUCCUGGUCUUCCAGCCAUUAUCUUAGUCCAGGGCUGUCAAACUCAAAUUGACUGAGGGCCAAAAUCAAAAUCUGGGGCCUCAUGUACAAAACUUACUUAUGCACAAAAAAGCUCCUUAAGUAACUUUCCACAAACAUUUUCAGAUGUACCAAUACUGACUUAGCAUGAAAAAGUGCACGUUUACUAAAUUUCAUGUGAAAUUGGUCAUACCACAUGAAUCAGCAUGAACACCUGUUUAGGUGUGGAGUGAUGCAUUUAAGAUUUUCAGGCGCAAAUGCAUUUUUUCAGAUAUUCACUUACGCAAAGAUUCAGUAAGAAAUCUACAGAAGUCUUUGUACAUGAGGCCCCAGGAACGAAAUUGCGAACCGAACUCACCAUUAUUUAAAAAAAUUGACUAAAAUUGUCCGUACAUGCACUUUUUAUACUCAGUUAAAUUUCACACACUCUUUCCCAUCAUACAUGGUAGUUUAAAUGCGUCUUCACAUCUUGACACAGAAAAUGUCAUGUUCAAGUCUUGUUACACUAUACAUUAAUGGUGUAUGUGGGCCAACUGUGACACACAUUUGAAAUUAUCUCGCGGGCCGAAUACGGGCUAGAUUUGGCUCCCGGGCCUUAGUUUGACAUCCCUGUCUCUUAAUCUGUUGAUGUUACUUCUAGGUACAUAACUCUUCUGGUACCAGUUAGUUACUAGUUAUAUGCUUGCUAUCUUAGAGGUUGAAUUUGGGUGGACCUUGAAGUCCCUGCUGCUUUCCUAUGUAGAAGGCAAAAAAUAAGGAAGCACCCAUUUAGCAUAUCUGAAUACCCUCGUAAGCUUUCAACCAGGAGACGAACUGUAUCCUGAUGACUUUCUAUAUCCGGUCAUAUUUACAGUAGGCAAAUUAUGGUUACUUAGCUAUCCCAGAAGUCUGCGGCCACAACUAUACAGCCAUUGGUCAUUAAUCAAUCCGGUUCAAAGUUUAUGUAUAUGACGGUGCGAGCAUUGCAAGACUCAGAGAACGGCUGAAAGUACAGGAGAAAGACAACUCAAUUCUUUAACUCAAGGAGAGGUGUGAAAUUAUAUUACUAGAAAUGAUGUGGUAUCGCUUUAAUACUUUGCCAUGAUAAAAACAAAAUGAAGUGAUCCACUACCUUUGCUGUGCUGGUAACUGUAAUCCAGUUGUCUGUCCCUGUCCCUUCUACCCCUAUCAGAUGCUUUCUGUUAAAGCAACUGUAAGCCUGGUCUGUGAAUGCCUUAGUAUGUAAAAACAGGUCUAAUAAUAAAAGCCAUAUAAACCAGGUGAUUGCCGAUGCAGAACGCAACUUUUGCAACUUUGGGGCAUUGCAAAAAAACAAACAAAAAGAAAUAAAAAUUAAAAAAUAAAGAAAAGAGAGAAUGUUUUGUGAACAA
Molecule: messenger RNA, 5544 nt
Organism: Engraulis encrasicolus (European anchovy)
Lineage: Eukaryota; Metazoa; Chordata; Actinopteri; Clupeiformes; Engraulidae
Gene: garem1
Product: GRB2 associated, regulator of MAPK1
Exons: 6
Coding region: 313-3444 (1043 amino acids)
Biological process (GO): cellular response to epidermal growth factor stimulus; epidermal growth factor receptor signaling pathway
Molecular function (GO): proline-rich region binding
Source: RefSeq, a predicted model, not a curated record